UUUGCAUACAAAAGGUGUUUUGUAUUUUUCAGGUAGCCGCAGAAUAUUUAUCUAUCUAUUUCAAUUUGGAUAGUUUAAGCUUGAUAAUAUUACUGAAAACUGAUAUGAAGGUGUCUGUGCUAGUUCUAUUCCAGCAAUUGCUACUUUUGGUAUCAAUUGUCAGAAGUGAAGGUCAUAAAUUUAAUAUUUAUGAUCAGACUCAACAGCAGGAUCUGUUCAACAUUGAUGAACACGAUAUAAGUCAACGUUAUUCAAAGUUUUCCAACGAAUCAUUGUUAUGGGGUCCAUAUAGUUCGAACUUAUAUUUUGGGGUUAGACCACGAUUGCCUAGAUCGUUAUUAUCAGGUUUAAUGUGGUUUGGACUUGAAAAUCCCGAAUCCAUCAGGACAAUGAGACAUUCCAAUGAACAUAGUGAUAAUAUCAAGAAAGCUACUUGGAUUUGGUAUGAUCCUAGAUUUGGAGGGAGACAAAUCAUUGAUGAUGAUGAUAUUCAUGUUCAAAUUGUCAUUGACUUUGUCAAAAGUGAAGAUGGGUUGUCUUGGGGUGCUAAAAUUAGAGGUGUUUUUCAUCAAGGUUAUGAAUAUAACAAAUUGUCCCUUUUAUGGUAUUCUGGUUUAGAAGGUGAAGCCAAAGAUGAAUUCGAUAGUGAUGUUAGAAAUGGAUUCUUAGAUAUUACAAAUGAUAUCAAUAAACUUGGUUAUAAAGAAAAUGUGAAACUUACCGGUAUGUCAGAAGAGCUUGGUUUCUUUGACCUUGAAGUUACCCAAGGUCCAAAUUCAAAUAGAUAUCCAAAAUCUGAUGAUAGAAACCCAGAUUUGGAUCCAGGAAGAACUCAUCAUUUAAGUUUGAAUGUUCCUGAUGAUAAUGUAUGGAGAGUAAAGAAUAUUUUCAUGGCUUUAUUAGAAGAUUCUAUUGAUAAAUUGGAAAGGCAAGGUAGAUUUGAUGGCCUUCCUUUAGAACAAGCUACUGUUUUAAGGGACUUAAAUAACUUUCAUGGUAAUUUACAUUUGAUUCAGAAAUCAUUCGAAGGGAAUUUUGAAUUUGAUGUCAUUUACAAUAAUGCUUUAACAAGACCAACUGAAAAAAUCACUGUUGAAAACAUUAAUUCCAAAAUAGAAAAUACAAAGAAGUUAUUCGAUGAAAAAUUCGAUAAACAUUAUGAUUUACAACCUCCAUUUAAUAAACCAGAACAUCAUACGUUUGGAAAAGAAAUCAUAUCCGGAUUAUUGGGUGGUUUGAAUUAUGCUUAUGGACUGAAUUUAGUCGAUAGAGUGACAGUCCCGGACGAAGAGUCAUUUGAACCUCCUGUAUUACAUGGAAAACUGGAAGGUCCAUUUGAAUUAUUUAGUUUUGUUCCAUCUAGAGCAUUUUUCCCUCGUGGGUUUUACUGGGAUGAAGGGUUUCAUUUAUUACCAAUUCUUAACUUUGAUUCUGAUUUAGCCUUGGAAGUUAUCAAGUCGUGGUUUAACAGAAUGGAUGAUGAUGGAUGGAUUGCUAGAGAACAAAUGUUAGGUCCAGAACAAUUAUCAAGAGUUCCAGAUAGAUUCCAAGUUCAAACUCCUGAUGUAAGUCCUCCAACAUUAAUGCUUACAUUCACUUACUUGUUAGACAAAAUUAGAGACGCUGCCAUGUUAGGUAUUAAUACUCCUGAAGAUGUUGAUGAUAGUGAAUUAUUGACAAGUAAAAAUUUAGGACUGUUGGUUUUAAGCAAUCAUGAAUUAUUGAUAGAUUACACAAAAGAAAUAUACCCAAAACUUCAAAAGCAUUAUGAAUACUUCAGAAAAACCCAAAGAGGAUUAUUUGAAGAAUUUGAAGGAAGAGGAUCUGAUGGAGAAGUUUAUAGAUGGAAAUCAAGAACCAUAAGACAUGUGUUAUCUAGUGGUCUUGAUGAUUAUCCUCGUGCUGUUCCUGCUGAUAUUGCCGAAUUAAACAUUGAUUUGAUAUCAUGGAUUGGAGUUAUGACAAGAUCCAUGAAGUUAAUUGCAGAAUUAUUAGAUUAUAAGUCCGAUUAUAAGGCCUAUGAAGAAAUUGAACAAAAAGUCCUUAAGAAUAUAGAUGACAUUCAUUGGUCAUCUGAAGAAAAUACCUACUGUGAUGUAAGUGUCGAUGAAGAUGACGUUAAUAUUCAUGUCUGUCACAAAGGAUAUAUUUCUUUAUUCCCUUUCAUAACUAAAUUGCUACCAGCAGAUGAAACUACAAAACUUGGUCAUAUUUUAAAACUUAUCAGAGAUCCAGAAGAAAUAUGGACCGACUAUGGUAUUAGAUCAUUAUCUAAAUCUAAUGAAUUUUACGGAACUGAUGAAAACUACUGGAGAUCCCCAAUUUGGAUAAAUAUCAAUUAUUUAAUCUUAGAUGCCUUAAAGCAUUAUCACGAUGUAUCAGCACAAUAUUUAACUCCAGAGUUGAAGAAAGAUCUUGAAAGUACAUAUCACGAUUUACGUAUCAAUUUAGUGAACAACAUUAUUAAUAGAUGGAAAGAAACAGGAUACGUCUGGGAACAAUACGAUGAUAAGACAGGUAAACAAAAAGGUGCUAAAAACUUUUUAGGAUGGACAUCUACAGUAUUAAUCAUGAUGUCUAUGCCUGAAAAUUUAUAGAAAAUAGUUUGAUUUUUAUUUAUUUAGUAUACAAAAUAAUAAAGCA
Scheffersomyces coipomensis is the source of this 2643-nucleotide messenger RNA. RefSeq names its product Cwh41p (gene CWH41). Gene Ontology annotation, cellular component: endoplasmic reticulum membrane. Lineage: Eukaryota; Fungi; Ascomycota; Pichiomycetes; Serinales; Debaryomycetaceae. The transcript has a single exon. The record is from RefSeq and is a predicted model, not a curated record. Bases 105 to 2597 code for a protein of 830 amino acids. Gene Ontology annotation, biological process: protein N-linked glycosylation; oligosaccharide metabolic process. Gene Ontology annotation, molecular function: Glc3Man9GlcNAc2 oligosaccharide glucosidase activity.